This is a messenger RNA of Phoenix dactylifera (date palm), 504 nucleotides long. The record is from RefSeq and is a predicted model, not a curated record. NCBI's taxonomy places the organism in Eukaryota, Viridiplantae, Streptophyta, Magnoliopsida, Arecales, Arecaceae.
AUGGAGGCUGAGAGCUGGCUGAAACAGAUUGAGAAAGUCUUUCAAGCUCUGAGGUGCCCUGAUGAGGAGAAAGUCCUUUUUGCCACCUUUAUGUUACAGGGUGAGGCAGCUGACUGGUGGGAAAUGGAGAAAGGGAAGCUUGGUCCGAGUGAUGCCCCCUUCAUUUGGGAGGAAUUUAAAAAGGUUUUCCAUGAGAAAUAUUUUUCCCAAGGUAUCCGAUUCCAGAAAUAUAGGGAGUUUGACCGACUGGAGCAGGGUGAUAUGACGGUUGCUCAGUAUGCAGCAAAGUUUGAAGAGAUGUCCCGAUAUGCUCCGACCUUGAUAUCAGAGGAUAGUGACCGAGCAAGAAAAUUUGAAAAUGGACUCAGGGGACGGAUUCAACAACAAGUCGCUGCUUUUGAACUGUCUAGUUAUAAAGAUGUGGUUAACAAAGCCCUGGUGAUAGAAAAAGGGCUUGACAACGCCCAUGCUGCCCGAGAAAAGAAUAUGAAGAAAAAGUUUUGA